UGGAGAUCGGCCAGGCUGAAGCAUGAGCUUCAUUCUCCAAGGCAGCUGAAAAGAAGGCGGCGCAUUACGGUGCAGACAGAAAAAAACAACCCUCCCCAGCUAUGGAAGACAGGAAGGAUAACUCUGCCAAGCUGAGCAAAAGCAAGCAGCCUGUGAAAACAGAGUGGGGGGCCCAAUACGUAGUGUUUACUUACUUCCAAGGAGACAUUAACAGUGUGGUGGAUGAACACUUCUCCAGAGCAUUGAGCACAACCAAAAUCCCCCAAGAUCUGAGCAGAAAGAACAGCGGGGAAGAUAUGAUGGUCAAAACCGAAAGCCACAUGCCUCCCCAACAGUGGAAUUUUUCGCCCCAGUGGGUGAAGCCGUAUCAGGCAUCGUCUCCAUUGAAUCCGUCCGGCUCUGAUGCGAAUCCAGCCACAGUGGUGACCGAUCCCUAUCAGUCUCCUGUUCUCCAGGGUGUUCCUCCUUCCACGAUGGAGCUGUGGCAUUUGCCUUCGGGAAGAAAUCCAAAUUUGACUGCCGCUUCAGGCUACUCUCCUUCUAUGCCUGACCUGCCUCUGGCACAGGGCACCGUCUCAGAUGGAAAAUACGGGUCGCUGCUUGGCCUCUUGCAACAGGAGAGAUGUCCCUCUUCCGUCCAGGAGCCUCUGGAUUCUGGAUCCACUUGUUUUACCAGCUCCGCGAGAUUACAAAACAUGAGCCAGAGUUUAACUGCUGCGGGAGGCAUCCCACCGAAUGACAGAAGAAGAGAUUUGUUCUUUUAGAAAACGGACAUUUUAUUUGUUCCCACAAAAAGGACUACUUUUUUUUAAAGGACAGAAUUGCAUCUGUGAUUAAGAAAAACUGAGGAAGAUCAAGAAAAUAUUCUUGGCCUCCUCCAAACACACAAUCACUUGCUUAUUUCCAGAUAGAUAUUUGCAUGCUUUUUCAAAUAUAUACGCUGAGAUACAACUUCUUCGGUAUUUUGAUUUUUGUCUUGUGCUGGCCUUCUCAACAACCCAGUUUUGACCUUUCUGGCCUAGAGAAAAAGCCCUUCGUCCUUGUUCAUAAUGACCAGUGUCGUGUUUUUUCGGAGGUUGCGAUGACAGAUUGUUUCCAGCGGAGCAAGACAUGGGAGUCCAGAACCUGAGAACAAAGUAAACACUUAGGAGGUGGAUUGCUGAAGACCGAGAGGCCUGCCAAGUGGGGCAGCAAGGAUGAUGGGCCUUGCAGUUGUUGUGUCAUAAAGUUAAGAUCCAGUUGUGAACUUUGCUAUUCAACAGGGUGAAAUUGAGAGUUUCUUAUCCUAUCUCCUCCAUUCUAUUACAGAUGGAGUCUUCCUUAUCUGAAAUACUUGGCAACAGAGGUGUUUUGGAUCCCCCCCCCCAAUUUUUGUUUAGUAUUUGCAUAUACAUAAUUUCUCUUGGAGAUGGACCUGAGACUUGUAGGGUAGUUUAAAUUUGCCAAGGCUUCAGCCUUUGGUAAGGAAACAAAAAUAUUUAAAUAUGAAAACUAUCAAAGCCAAGCCUGUUUAGGUCUAGUUUUAAACUGGCAGAGUAGCAAAAAUGUGCCUUUGUCUAGCUAUGCUUCCCUAAGAAGUGAGACUGACUCCAAAAACAACACAAGCAACAUGUAGUUAAAAACAAAAGUUUACG
Sceloporus undulatus (fence lizard) is the source of this 1634-nucleotide messenger RNA. RefSeq names its product vestigial like family member 1 (gene VGLL1). The transcript has 4 exons. Gene Ontology annotation, biological process: regulation of transcription by RNA polymerase II. The record is from RefSeq and is a predicted model, not a curated record. NCBI's taxonomy places the organism in Eukaryota, Metazoa, Chordata, Lepidosauria, Squamata, Phrynosomatidae. The coding region runs from base 102 to 764 and encodes 220 amino acids. Gene Ontology annotation, cellular component: nucleus.